AUGCCUUCAAGUCAACCCAUCGACAUCCCCGACGCCAAGAAAAGGAACAAGAAGAAGAAGCGCUGCAGAGCCACCGACAGCUUCUCCGGCAGGUUUGAAGAUGUUUACCAGCUGCAGGAGGAGGUGCUGGGAGAAGGGGCCCACGCCAGAGUCCAGUCCUGUGUUAACCUCAUCACCAACAAGGAGUACGCGGUGAAGAUCAUCGAGAAGCGCCUGGGACACAUCCGCAGCAGGGUCUUCCGGGAGGUGGAGAUGCUGUAUCAGUGCCAGGGACACAGGUACCAUGGGGCAGCCACGUUCUUUGAGGAGGAGGAGAGGUUUUACUUGGUGUUUGAGAAGAUGAGAGGAGGCUCCAUCCUGACCCACAUCCACCGGAGACGCCACUUCAACGAGCUGGAGGCCAGCGUGGUGGUGCGGGAUAUCGCCAGCGCCCUGCACUUCCUGCACAACAAAG
Messenger RNA from Eurypyga helias (sunbittern), 454 nucleotides. Its product is annotated as MAP kinase-interacting serine/threonine-protein kinase 2-like. Gene Ontology annotation, molecular function: calmodulin binding; calcium/calmodulin-dependent protein kinase activity; ATP binding. The annotation marks the transcript as partial. Lineage: Eukaryota; Metazoa; Chordata; Aves; Eurypygiformes; Eurypygidae. Gene Ontology annotation, cellular component: nucleus; cytoplasm. The record is from RefSeq and is a predicted model, not a curated record. Gene Ontology annotation, biological process: peptidyl-serine phosphorylation; protein autophosphorylation; intracellular signal transduction. The transcript has 5 exons.